Messenger RNA from Castor canadensis (American beaver), 1056 nucleotides. RefSeq names its product olfactory receptor 7E178-like. Gene Ontology annotation, cellular component: membrane. Gene Ontology annotation, molecular function: olfactory receptor activity; G protein-coupled receptor activity. The record is from RefSeq and is a predicted model, not a curated record. NCBI's taxonomy places the organism in Eukaryota, Metazoa, Chordata, Mammalia, Rodentia, Castoridae. Gene Ontology annotation, biological process: G protein-coupled receptor signaling pathway.
UUCAAAAGCUGCCCAAGCAACAUAGAACCACAAAAUCUAACACUUAUAUCAGAAGUCCAUCUCAUGAGACUCUCAGAUUAUCCAGAACUGCAUCCCAUCCUUUAUGGACUCUUCCUGUCUAUGUACCUGGUCACAGUGCUUGGGAACAUUAUUAUGAUUCUGGCUGUCAGCUCUGAUUCUCACCUCCACACCCCCAUGUACAUCUUCCUCUCCAACUUGUCCUUGGCUGACAUCUGUUUCAUCUCUACCACAAUCCCAAAGAUGAUUGCAAACAUCCAAACCCAGAGCAGACUGAUCUCCUAUGUAGGUUGCCUGACACAGAUGUUAAUUUUGAUCCUUUUUGGAUGUAUGGAUGGGAUGCUUCUGACUGUGAUGGCUUAUGACAGAUUUGUGGCCAUCUGUCACCCACUACAUUACUCAGCCAUCAUGAGCCCUCAUUUCUGUGCCUUUUUAGUUUUAUUGUCUUUUGUGUUUAGCCUUUUGGACUCUCAGAUGCACAAUUUGAUUGUCUUACAAUUUACUUACUUCAAGGAUGUUGAAAUUUCCAAUGUUUUCUGUGACCCUUCUCAACUCCUUAAUCUUGCCUGUUCUGACACCAUCCCCAAUAACGUAGUCAUGUAUUUUGUUGGUGCCAUAUCUGGUUUCAUUCCUAUCUCUGGAAUUUUCUUCUCUUAUUACAAAAUUGUUUCUUCACUUCUGAGACUUUCAUCAUCAGGUGGGAAGUAUAAAGCCCUUUCCACCUGUGGGUCUCAUCUGUCAGUUGUUUGCUUGUUUUAUGUAACAGCCACUGGAGUGUACCUUGGUUCAGCUGUGUCAUAUUCUCCCAGAAACUGUGCAGUGGCUUCAAUCAUGUACACUGUGGUCACCCCUAUGCUAAAUCCCUUCAUUGAUAGCAUGAAGAACAGAGACAUUAGUACUACUUGUCAUAGACAUCUCAUACAUGACAGCAGAAAAUAUGUCCCUAUACACUGUUUCCUAAGUAGUCAGAAGGAUUAUGAGGGUAAUAAAUAUGAGGGGAAGAAUGGCAGUAACCAUAGCAUCCCAAGGCGUUACUAA